AUGAACUCCGAAUCACCUGACGGCCACUACGCCCGACUUUCCGAGACGCAUCACGCGCCAAUCAGGGUUAGGAACAUAAGCCUGACCCUGAUGCAGUACCCAAAUCGACGAAAAGAACAUCGCUGCGUUGGAACAGAAUGCCAACUCAAUACCGGUACCGUGGCGAUUGGCUCUACUUUUCCCAUCGUGACAAGGGCUCCAGAGGAGGGAGAAGAUGGCACAGAUAGCAGCGGCGCGGAUGUCGCACGCUCUGUUGCUGAAUAUGCCAGCCCCGUCUUAGAUAUCACCAGUCCUGCCACAAUCCCCAGGCAGCUGUACAGCAACACUCACGAUGAAUGGACCGAGACAUGA
This is a messenger RNA of Diaporthe amygdali, 351 nucleotides long. RefSeq lists its product as uncharacterized. The transcript is spliced from 2 exons. Bases 1 to 351 code for a protein of 116 amino acids. NCBI's taxonomy places the organism in Eukaryota, Fungi, Ascomycota, Sordariomycetes, Diaporthales, Diaporthaceae. The record is from RefSeq and is a predicted model, not a curated record.